Magnolia sinica is the source of this 2037-nucleotide messenger RNA. RefSeq lists its product as uncharacterized. Gene Ontology annotation, cellular component: nuclear envelope. Gene Ontology annotation, biological process: nuclear membrane organization. The record is from RefSeq and is a predicted model, not a curated record. NCBI's taxonomy places the organism in Eukaryota, Viridiplantae, Streptophyta, Magnoliopsida, Magnoliales, Magnoliaceae. The transcript is spliced from 10 exons. Bases 95 to 1822 code for a protein of 575 amino acids.
GAAAGAUCCUGAAAAAAUUUCCAGAGUCUGCAAGAAAACCCAGGCCAUUUUCUCUGCUUCUCUCCAAAAUCCCCUCUCUCUCUCUCUUCUGGCCAUGGCCUCCAUUUCUAGGGCAAACCGAACGGUCGAGCCCAGAUGGGGUGGAAAAAUCCUUCGUAGAAGGCGGGCGCCUGCAACCUCUCCCUAUCACCGGCCGAGCCCCCCUCGCCGCCCUCGAUCCCCUUCCCCUACCUCCAGCUCGAUCUUCGGCCUUUUCGCCUCAGGCGCCGGCAAGCUUCUCUCAUCUGUCUUCCGCCGCAGCAGUUCCAGCUCCUCCUCUGAUGACGACGACGAUGAUGAGGAUGAAGAUGAUAGCAAUGACGACGAUACUAUUCAUUCUAAUGAGGCCGAGGAAUUAAAUCAGCAGGAUGGGAUGACACCAGUGUCAAAUAAUGACCACGCAAUUGUUACUCAACAAAUUUCUCAAACGAGUGAAGCCAAACUUGUGAUUGAAAAAUUACUUCUGCAGGAGACAUUUUCGAGGGAAGAAUGCACUAGACUAGUGAAGAUAAUUCAAUCGCGAGUUGUAGAUUGUCCUACCAUGAAAGUGGGUGAGGUUGCAAAAACACGAAAAGAGCUGCAUGAGAGAUCUGUUGGUGGUGGCAUUGCAUCUCCACGAGCCUGGCUUUCAUUAUCAGAGAUAAGAAAAUCGUCUGUAGCAUUUCCUUAUUCGGCCGGUAGUUUGAGUGCUCUUUCUCCUGGAGCCUUUGCCCUCCAAUCACACGGGCUCGAUCUUCACAAUGCUGCCAUUAUGGAGGCGAAGAAAUGGAUUGAGGAGAAGAAGUUGGAAUCAAGUUCAAAUUCAGCACUAGACCAUGGACCCUGCACUCUGAACACUGCUGUGCUGCCACAUGUUACUGAAGAUGGAGUGGCUUCACCAGUGGAUAUGGCGAAAUCAUAUAUGCGUGCACGGCCGCCAUGGGCUUCUCCAUCUUUGAGCAACAUUGGAUUCAAAACGCCACCACCUAUAGGAAUGCAUCUAUACAAGGAUGAAACACCAUAUGCUAUGGGUGGUUAUUCUUUGCCCUCAUCGAAGGAUUUGGAAGAGGCUCAAUGGAUGAAGGAACAAGUAGGAAGUGGUAUUGUUUCUCAUGAAUCUCUCACUCCAGAUUUGGUGCCAGGGGAGCAUAAUGGUAAUAUUAUUACUCUUUACGAACGUCGAAUUUUAGGUGAAGGAGAUCCCUCGACACAGUUGUUGAAUUCUGAACUGAAAGUCUUGCCAUUCAAAGAAGUCAAGUUAGCAUUCCCAAGUGAUGGUGAUGGUGUCGUCAACCCCAAUGAUGCUCAUGAUUCUAGCAUACAAAUGAGUUCCCAGCCUAACUCUUCACAGCCACAUCAGCUAUCUGGUCUCAAAGAAACGCAUCCUACCCUCGAUUCAAGAUUCCAGGGUGGAGACAAUCAGAUGCAGAAAAAAGAAAAUGGAUUGGGAAGCGGGAUUGAUGCAAAUGGUUCUCUCUCUUCGGAGUCCAGUUUGUCUUCAGGAUUGAAGAAUGAAGAUCCAGGUCUGAGACCGUCUAACAAGACAGGCUCGAAUUCAAUCAGCCCAAGUGAUGGCAAGUUGGCAACUGGUGACCCAAUGGAAACUUGUGAGCUUUUGAGCGAGGCAUCUGUGGACAUCCCGGAGACGGAUGAAAUGAAUCAUGUUGUGGAUGGAUUGCAAGAUGCCGCUAGUGGAGAGCCUGAUAAGCAGCUUGGGAUCCAACCUCGACAGACACUGAGUGCCGUGAAGCGGGGAAAGAAGGCAGGAGGGUAUUACAGGAGAGUUCGUGGAAGGGGUAAGUGAUGGGUCUUUUGUAGCUUGUGUUGUACUGAUUAUUGUACACUAUUUAGGAGGAACAAAAUUCUCAGUCAGGUCUUUUUGAAGUUACAGUUGUUUUUUCCCCCCUCCUCUCCUGACUUAAUCAGGCAAAAUAUUUAAGUGAGUUCCACAUUGGCAAAUGAUGUACCAUUUCAAGAUCUAUUGAUCUUUCACAAGAUUGGGGAUUUUUUGUGGCUUAA